AGGGAGUACCCUGUGCGCGCAUCCGCUGCCCAUUUCCCCCCUAGUCUCGGCAAGGCGAGAGCGAAGACUGACGCCGGCCGCAGCCGCCGGCGAGGGGAAGACCAUGGAGCGGCAGCAUCCGGCGGCGCCCUUGCUCCCCGUCCUCCUCCUCCUCGCUCUGCUCUCGCCGGCCGCCCGCGGCUCGGAGUCGCCGCAGUACGCGACGGUGCACGUGGAGUCGGACUUCGAGGUGCGGCACUACCGCGACACCGUUUGGAUGUCCGCCCCCUCCGACGACAUCUCUUUCCACGUCGCCACCAAGCUCGGCUUCCACAGGUUGUUCCAAUACCUGAUGGGCGCAAACCUCAACUCCUCCAGGAUCAGAAUGACGACCCCUAUCCUAACAAGCAUCGUCCCAGGCGCGGGGCCUCUGCACUCUUCGGCCUACUUUGUCCGGCUCUAUUUACCAGUAGAGUUCCAAGCUUCCCCUCCUGUCCCUCUCCCCGAACUGAACUUACAUCCAGAUAGGUGGCCAGGCCACUGCGUCGCCGUCAGGAGCUUCUCAGGCUACGCACGCGACCACAAUGUCGUCGAGGAAGCUGAGAAACUCGCCGUGAGCUUGAGCCGCUCACCGUGGGGGAACUCCACAAACCACCCUAGCAAGAGCGCCUACUCGAUCGCACAGUACAACAGCCCAUUCCGCAUCAUCGGCCGUGUCAACGAGGUGUGGUUCAACGUCGACUGCAGAUCUGCUGGUGUGGAGGCUUAUUAAAAAUGCUCCAUGCUAUGCCAUCACCAUAAAACCAAGUGAAAAUGCGGUACCGUGUAAGCUUGUAUAUAUGUGACCAUUGGUUAUCUGUAUGCCUGUGAUGAUGAAGUGACACAAUGGAUGUACCAUAUGCUCCA
Molecule: messenger RNA, 885 nt
Organism: Hordeum vulgare subsp. vulgare (domesticated barley)
Lineage: Eukaryota; Viridiplantae; Streptophyta; Magnoliopsida; Poales; Poaceae
Product: heme-binding protein 2-like
Exons: 2
Coding region: 104-751 (215 amino acids)
Source: RefSeq, a predicted model, not a curated record